Molecule: messenger RNA, 3108 nt
Organism: Dryobates pubescens (Downy woodpecker)
Lineage: Eukaryota; Metazoa; Chordata; Aves; Piciformes; Picidae
Gene: N4BP3
Product: NEDD4 binding protein 3
Exons: 5
Coding region: 332-2125 (597 amino acids)
Cellular component (GO): cytoplasmic vesicle
Source: RefSeq, a predicted model, not a curated record
CCUGGCCAGGCAGGGCUCGCCGGGGGCACGACUGGGGCUGGGACCAGUUCUUGUCCGCCACCACGGGAAGGAGCCAGGCUGGCCGGACCGGUGUUUUGCCGCCCUGGGGGGUGCCACCCUUGCUGCCGCAGGCAGGACACCUUCGAGUUCCCCCGGCGCUUCCCAAACCUCCCACAACCUGACCUACUUCCUCGGUCGACUCCGUCGGGAGGAGCCGCUGCGGGGCUCGGUGGAUGCCUCAGUGCCAGAGGUUGGGUGUUGUGAGCUUCCCACCGCAGGGACAUCCAUGUUCCCCAUCCCAUGCUGGUACCGGGCUUUUCUCUAAUUCUCCAUGGCAGCAGCACAGGGUCCUGUGACCUGUGAGCCUGACACCCGUGUCCUCAGUACCUACCUCUCCUCAGACCCUGUUGUCGGCAGCAUGGGCAGCGUGGGCAGCCUGGUGGAGAAGCAGGAUCUGUCCCCCCUGGAACUGCGGGCCCAGCUAGGGGGCUCACGGGGGUUUCGACAGCCUGAUGGCUUACUGCGGAAGGGGCCGAGCCAGCGGGAGCUCUUUGGCUACCUGCACGGGGCCAAGAAGGAGGUGCGGCCAGAGCGGAAACACCAGGCAUCGGGUGCCUGCUACAAGCGAGACUACGAGAGCGACCGCGAGAACCGGUCCCCUGAGCGCUGCUCCCGUGACCAUCACCGUGGCGCUGACUUCAGCAAGAGCUCCCUGCCCGAGAGGGGCCGCUUUGACAAGUGCCGUAUCAGGCCCUCAGCAUUCAAGGCGGUGGCUGGGAAGGGGCUGGUCUCCAUGCAGGGCCUGUCCUCAUCCAAAGGGCAGAAGCUGUCCAAGAGCAAUGGGAGUCUGCACACGCUGCUGUCGCAGAGCAGCACGGCAGCCUCGCAGCAUGGCCCACUCCGCACCCAUCUGCUCCAUGCCAUCAGCCUUGAUGAGGCCUCUGACUCCAGCCACAAUUCCAUCCAGAGCUUCCCCUCCUAUGGCUCCCGCCUCAAGCCUGCCCAGAGCCAGUUCAGUGCUUCCAUGGGCCAUAUCAACCAUAUUGGGGGCUCCUUGGACAGGGUUUCCCGGAGCCCCAGGGACCCCCUGGCCCCUGAGAAAGCGCCCCUGUCCUGCAAAAGCAUGGCCACACUGAGCCGGCUGCAGAGCCCUGGGGAGCCCCCGCCGCCCUACGAGUUCACCUAUUCACUGGAGGACGCGGUGAAGCAGCUGGAGGAUCGGCUGCAGGAGACAGGAGGAGAGCUGCGGCAGCUCAAGAGGAGCCUUAGUGAGACUGAAGACCCCUUCACGCAGGUGUUUGAGGACAAGCAGCGGCUGUGGCUGGAUGAGCUGGAGGAUCUGAAGCAGAUGUAUAUGGCCCGGCUGCAACAGGUGACACAGCAGGCACAGCGUGGGCAGAGGGCACUGCAGCUGCAGCUCUACAAGGCGCAGCAGGAGAAGAAGCGGCUGCAGGAGGAGCUGAGCAUGAAGCAGUGCCAGUGUGAGGAGUCUAAGCUCCGGCAGUCCCAGGGCGAGCGUGUCAGCCCCAAGCUGGAGGAAACCAAGUGGGAGGUGUGCCAGAAGGCAGCAGAGAUUUCCCUGCUGAAGCAGCAGCUGCGGGACACCCAGGAGGAGAUGGCUCAGAAGCUGGGUGAAAUCUUCAGCCUGAAGACACAGCUGCGGGAGGCCAAGGCGGAGGUCCAGGCCAGGGAUACCCAGCUGGCACAACUAGCAGACUCCUUCCAGAGUCCCCCGGAACCUGGCACCUCACUGCCGCUGAGCGAUGACCCCAUGCCAGCAUGCCAGGACUUCCCCGGCUGUGAAACUGAUGACUCCAAGUGCCGGGGUCUUCACAGCGACACAGCAGAGCCCCUGGAGCGGCAGGUGGAGUGGCUGUGGGCAGAGCUGCUGCGGGAGCGGCGCCAGGGCCAGCUGCAGGCUGUGAACUUUGAGCUGGAGAGGAAAACCUGGCAGGAGGAGAAGGAGAAGGUACUGCGGUACCAGCGGGAGCUGCAGGCCAGCUACAUGGAGAUGUACCACCGGAGUCAGGCAUUGGAGCGGGAGCUGCGGCAGCUGCGGUCGGAGCCUAGGGAGGUUGAGGCCGAUUCACCAUGGAUUGAACGGGUGGAAUCCUCAAAGAUCUGAGUGGGAUGCCAGUAGGACUGUGAAAGGGGAAGGUCUCUUGCUGCUUCAACAGGAUGAUCUCAGGGUCUGCACAAGAACUGGCCACUCGGUGCUGCCCUGAGCAGGACUGAUUGUGACAAGAGAGCUUUUCAUUCUUGCAGUGCUUCAGGCCCUUCUGGGGGUCUCUCUAGAGAAGGGGGGGGGGGUCAUCUGUGCCAGGGUAGGGGUCUUGCAUGUGCCCCAUGCUCUGACUCCAGGAGCGUUUGCCCUGUGAUUCCUUCUGCUAUGUGAGCAGAAACCAAGCGCCCUGUGAGACAUUCCCUGUCCCUCCUGAUCUGCCACCUCUGUUCCCUACAACCCUAUAACUUAAUGUUCUGUAAGGAGAGGCUCAAGCCCUAUCCCCAGCCCUGCUCCCUUGCUGUGGGGGUUCCAGCUGCUCACAGCAGUUGCCCUGACAGUAGGGUAAUAGAGCCAGGGAGGUGGUGGUGCCCUGGGCCUGCACUGGUCAGUGUUGGUGCCACCGGGAACGUAUAGGAGGAAAGCCUGGUAAGCGCUGGUACUGCUGGGAAGUGGGAGCAGCUGUCCCAGAACCUGCUGGGGCUCUCCAGGUCACUAGCAUUAAGGGCUGCUCUGCAGUGGAGGGUGGUUAAUGCAGUGUCCCAGUACAGAACCCUUGAACUUAAUGACUGAGUGCCUUGUGCAAGAAGAGAUGAGAACCUGGUGCUCUGAUGCCCUGGGAGACCUUUGGGAAGGGGAAGGAGGACUGGGGCAUAUGGGCUGUGAGCUGUGAUCUUCCCCAAGAUGGGAAGAGGCUGGGGUAGCCCCGUGUCACCCUUCCUUGGGUGGGUGAGGGGUAGCUGAAGCGCUGGGCCAGUGCUGGGGGAGACUAAAUAGAGAAGCACGGGAAGGAGCCAUGCUCCGUGCCUGUAACAGUGGAGCCAUGUGACGGUUGGGCCUGGCCCAGCUCUCCUCUGCCUUUCCUGCAAUAAAUUCGAAUUUCACUU